Molecule: messenger RNA, 1558 nt
Organism: Homalodisca vitripennis (glassy-winged sharpshooter)
Lineage: Eukaryota; Metazoa; Arthropoda; Insecta; Hemiptera; Cicadellidae
Exons: 7
Coding region: 156-1364 (402 amino acids)
Source: RefSeq, a predicted model, not a curated record
CUAAAAUGAAAUGUUUUUGUUUAGGCAAGUAAAUUAUAUUGAACUUUUGCUCUGUAUCUGAUCCUAAAAAGAAUUUAUUAAUUUAUGAACUGUAUUAAAAAAGUGGUCUGAUACCUAGAUAGAAUGAACAUUGCAGUCAGAAAAAUUAGUCACUUAUGUAUAAGAGCAAGCGUUAUAGUCUAAUUUUAAUUCUAUGGUCAAUAUUAAGUUUGGACUUCGUCCUUGGUGCUGACUCAUCAUUGAACCUCAAAGACAUUUGUGAAAUCAGUACUGAGAGAUACCCUAAUGAGGACCACAACAUAAAUGAGAUUCUGCAGACUUAUAAAACCUGUUCCCAAAAAAUAGAUCAAUAUUCUGGUGUAACCAAAGAUGUCUUAUUGAGACAACUAAUUAAUAAGCUUGAUUGUUUUAAAGAAGACCUUAAACAGUUGUAUUACGAAGGGAACCUCAGGUACAAAGAUGUCCAGCUGGUGGAGCACAUGGAGCAAGAAUUGCAAAAUAAAGGAGAGGUGAAUUUACGACUCGGGGACAUUCGUAGGAGCCUAAUCAAGUGCAACAUUGCCAGACAAGUCAGAUCAACUGUCAAGCAUAUUAUACCAUUAGUGGUCACCGGGACAGCAUCGGAAAAACGAAGAGCAUGUGAGGCAAUUUUGAAACAAGGCAAAGAUGGGAACAUAACACAGUUGUUAGACAUUCCGACACCAAAGCUUGAUAGUAACAAGGAGCCAACAGAGUUGACUGUGCCACUCAAUGUGACGAAUCCAGCAACCUACAAAGUCGACAGUCCGGAUGCAGACAACGUAUUGACUCAGUAUUACAAAGUGGUUAUGAAAUGUUUGACUCUAACUACAGAGCAUAAAAUUCAAGUUUUUAAAUUUAACAAGAAAUUUUAUGACUGGCUAUCUCAGGCUGUACUCCUUCAUCUGAAAGAUAACAAAUGCUAUCCAGCCUUUGGUGGUGUUUUGAGAAUUGUUGAAACUAUAAGAGAGAAUGAUUUUGUCCCGAAGAAUGCUACUGCCAAUUUCAUUUUCUACGGGCAGAAAAACUUGGGAGUGAAGGAAGAAGAAAAACUGAAAAAAGAAGAGCAUCCAGGAAAAAUCAUUCACUUGUCUUCCUUCUAUUUGAUGUUUAUCCCUUGGCUAAUAUUUAUAUGUUUGUCUGUUGCAUAUCUGACAUGGACGUCGAGAAGGGAACAAUGUUUAAGUUGGUAUGAACCUGUUUACUAUGUACUUGUCAAAAGGUGUUGUGCGAAGGAUAAUGGUAGUUGCGAUAGUUCAACAGAAUUUGAGGUGAAUAUUGUGAUAUUUUUUGAGAACGACCACUUAGUAACAGAAAACUUUCCAAUAACUUUGAAGCGAUCCUGAUUGUUCCCUCAUCAUUUCCCUGAUGGUUCAACUCUGUGAUAUGAUCGUACAUGUCAAGAAGCUGAGGCUGUGGAGAAUUCUCAGAACACUUAACUGAGUUAUCCUUGAGUGCUGAAGUGAAAUAAGUUGGUGUUUCUGAAAUAUUGUGCUAAUCCUUAUUUUGUAUCAAAUAUAUUGUGUUAUUAAUCAAUAGA